AUGGAGUACACACUGCCCAACGCCGUUGUGAGAGAGCAGGACCUGAGGGGGAAGAACGCGAUAGUGACUGGAGCCACGAGAGGAAUCGGACGAGGCAUCGCCUUCCACCUUGCAGCACGUGGUGCCAACAUUCUCGGGACCUGCUCCAGCGAGGGCUCACUCAAGCUUAUCGCCUCCCUGCAAGAGGAGAUCAAGGCCUUGUAUCAGGAGAAGAACCCCGGAAACCACCCAGCACCCAAGAUCUUCGGCGUCGUCGCCUCUCUGACCGAGCCGCAGGAAUGCUGCUCCGUAGUCGUGGAUGCGGUCAAGGAUCACCUCAGCGGCGACGUCAACAUCCUUGUGCAGAACGCCGCUGUUGCUGAGAUCCAGCCCAUCGAAACCAUCGAUGAGGGGCACGUGCACCGCUCGCUGACCGGCAACAUCGAGACACCAAUAUUCCUGAUAAAAGCACUUCUUCCGCACUUUCGCCCCGAGAGCCGAAUUGUCAAUAUAUCUUCUGAGGGCGCUCGUCUCUCUGCGCCUGGAGGGCUUGUGUAUUCGGCAUGCAAGGCUGCACUCGAGGCCAUGACGCGGGUGUGGGCCGAGGAGCUCGGAAAGAGGAAGGGCAUGGAGAGAACGACGGUUAACGCGCUGAGCGUGGGGCUGACACGCACGGACCUGGUCAAGAAUCUCUCCGAGGACGAUCCCAUCACAAAAGUGAUGGUCUCGCGGACUCAGUUGGUGUGCGUAGAGGAGCGUUUUGGCGAGCCGGAUGAUAUCGCGGAAAUUGCCGGAUGGCUAUGUACAGAGAAGGCCAGAUGGGUGACGGGUUCUGUGAUGAAUGCAAACGGCGGCGUAACGAAGAUCCUGUAG
Diaporthe amygdali is the source of this 852-nucleotide messenger RNA. RefSeq names its product 3-oxoacyl-acyl-carrier-protein reductase. The record is from RefSeq and is a predicted model, not a curated record. Bases 1 to 852 code for a protein of 283 amino acids. The transcript has a single exon. Gene Ontology annotation, molecular function: oxidoreductase activity. NCBI's taxonomy places the organism in Eukaryota, Fungi, Ascomycota, Sordariomycetes, Diaporthales, Diaporthaceae.